AUGACAUCACCACGCAUGCCCAAUGAAACCGUUGUGGUCCUCACAUCAAGUGGCAUCAAAUUCCCCCAAGCAGAGACCCUUAAACCCUCCAUUGAGAGACAGGAUAACCUGCUGAAAUGUCUAAAGGCUGAGAUCAAAGUUCUCGGGACUAUCCAGAUAAUGUGUGGAUUGAUGGUGUUGAUCUUGGGAAUCAUUUUGGCAUUUUCUUCCUCCUCUCCUCAGUUCACUCCCGUGGUUUCCAUCCUGUUGAAGGCUGCUUACCCUUUCUUAGGAGCCUUAUGUUUUGUCAUCUCCGGAUCUCUAUCGAUCGUCACAGAGAAAAAGCCAACGAAGCCUUUGGUGCAGAGCAGCCUGGUGGCAAACUUCCUGAGCUGUUUAUCGGGUGCCGUGGGCUUCAUUCUCCUGUGCAUCAAUGUGUUCAGCUUGGACCGUGCCUCACAGUUGUGUGACUUGGACAAAGCAGUUACGCCAACCAUGUAUUACAGUUUUUACUAUCAUCGCUAUGAAGACAGGGAGUGCUUCAUGGCCACCACCACUGUGACUGGGAUGAUCUAUAUCCUGUUGAUUUUCACCGUGGCUGAGUUGUGUCUCGCUGUGCUGUCUUCCAUGCGUUGGUGGAACCAGGCUCACACUGACUUUCAGGGGGUAAGGUUGCUGUUUGGCCUCACUGAAUUCUGCCUGAUGGAUCUCACCUUCUGGACUGCACUGAACUAUGUCAACAAGAGUGACAGAUUAGACAGGUGUUUGGUCAUGAGAUAG
Elephantulus edwardii (Cape elephant shrew) is the source of this 759-nucleotide messenger RNA. RefSeq names its product membrane-spanning 4-domains, subfamily A, member 6A (gene MS4A6A). Gene Ontology annotation, biological process: cell surface receptor signaling pathway. The transcript has 5 exons. The record is from RefSeq and is a predicted model, not a curated record. NCBI's taxonomy places the organism in Eukaryota, Metazoa, Chordata, Mammalia, Macroscelidea, Macroscelididae. The coding region runs from base 1 to 759 and encodes 252 amino acids. Gene Ontology annotation, cellular component: trans-Golgi network; plasma membrane.